AUGCCGGACCAGCGCUCUUCUACCAAGCCGAACAACACGACAUCGAUGGAAAACUCAGCUACGCACAACAUCAACGUCUCCGAAAUGCCACCUAAACCACCAACUCUGACCCUCAUUCUUGCAGCCACACCGAGUCUCGGAAUUGGAAACGGUGGAGGCUUGCCAUGGCCGCAGCUGAAAAAAGAGAUGGGAUUCUUUGCGCGAGUCACGAAGCGUACAUCGCCUUCAGCGUCCACGGCGAGCAUCAAGAAAGUAAACGCUGUGCUCAUGGGUCGCAAGACGUGGGAGAGCAUACCCCCCAAGUUUCGACCUCUGAAAGAUCGCCUAAAUAUCGUCGUUACUUCGAAGCCAGAAGAGUUCAAAAGUAAAUUAGACAAGAAUACGGAGGUCGAAGGACCAAUGGUCUGCUCCAGUGUGUUGGAUGCGAUAGCACAGCUCGAGAAGCAGGAUGAUAGCAGACUCCAAGGCUCAGCGAUAGAGCUGGAUAAGAUUUUUGUUAUUGGCGGAGCAACUAUAUACGAAACGGCGCUUCAACUUCCGCAGACAAAACGAGUUCUCCUCACAAAGAUAAAGAAGGAAUUCGAGUGCGACACAUUUUUCCCCGUCAAUCUGGGAGAGACAACAAUUUGGAGGAACGCAAGCAGAGAGGAAGUGCAGGCAUUCACUGGAGAGGAGAUCCAAGAGGGUGGGAUUGAGGAGCAGGGUGUCGAAUUUGAGUUCUGCAUGUACGAGCGGGAGUGA
Alternaria incomplexa is the source of this 741-nucleotide messenger RNA. RefSeq lists its product as uncharacterized. Gene Ontology annotation, cellular component: mitochondrion. Bases 1 to 741 code for a protein of 246 amino acids. Gene Ontology annotation, biological process: folic acid metabolic process; tetrahydrofolate biosynthetic process; dihydrofolate metabolic process. NCBI's taxonomy places the organism in Eukaryota, Fungi, Ascomycota, Dothideomycetes, Pleosporales, Pleosporaceae. The record is from RefSeq and is a predicted model, not a curated record. The transcript has a single exon. Gene Ontology annotation, molecular function: dihydrofolate reductase activity; NADP binding.